Catharus ustulatus (Swainson's thrush) is the source of this 5293-nucleotide messenger RNA. It is a transcript of the gene GALNT16, whose product is annotated as polypeptide N-acetylgalactosaminyltransferase 16. The transcript is spliced from 15 exons. Bases 111 to 1823 code for a protein of 570 amino acids. Gene Ontology annotation, cellular component: Golgi apparatus. The record is from RefSeq and is a predicted model, not a curated record. NCBI's taxonomy places the organism in Eukaryota, Metazoa, Chordata, Aves, Passeriformes, Turdidae.
GCGGGGCGGGGGAGCCGCGCCGCCGCCGCCGCCUCCUCCUCCUCUUCUUUCUCCCGCAGCCGCCCCUGCCCGUCGAGGCAGCGCUCCCAGGCUCCCCCGGGGCGCUCGGCAUGAGGAGAAUCAGGGCUAAUGCCAUCGCCAUCCUGACCGUCGCCUGGAUCUUGGGCACUUUCUACUACUUAUGGCAGGACAACAAGCCGCGCUCGGCGGCUGCCGGCAGGUCCGCCGGAGGCGGUAGCGGCGGCGCCCGGAGCGGGCAGAGGGCGGCCGGCAGGCUGGAGCUGCGCCGGGAGGAGAGGACCAUCCCCCUGAUCAUGACGAGGGCUCCCCAAGGAGAGAAGAGCAGCCGACGGGGUUUUGAUGAGAAGGCUUACUUGUCCUCCAAGGUGCUGAAGGCUGGAGAAGACCCCUACCGCCAGCACGCCUUCAACCAGCUGGAGAGUGACAAACUCAGCAGUGACCGACCCAUCCGGGACACCAGGCACUACAGGUGCACCUCUGUACGCUAUGACACUGACCUGCCUGCCACCAGUCUCAUCAUCACCUUCCACAAUGAGGCGCGAUCCACCCUGCUCCGCACGGUCAAGAGUGUUCUGAACCGCACCCCUCCCAGUCUCAUCCAGGAGAUCAUUUUGGUAGAUGACUUCAGCUCAGAUCCUGAGGAUUGCCAACUCCUUACCAAGAUUCCAAAGGUUAAGUGUCUACGAAACACCCAUCGGGAAGGGCUGAUCCGCUCUCGGGUGCGAGGAGCUGAAGUGGCAACUGCUGACAUCCUCACCUUCUUGGACAGUCACUGUGAAGUCAACAGCGAGUGGCUGCAGCCAAUGCUUCAGAGAGUGAAAGAGGAUUAUACCCGAGUGGUGAGUCCAAUCAUUGAUGUUAUCAGUCUGGAUAAUUUUGCCUACCUGGCAGCAUCAGCAGAUUUGAGGGGAGGGUUUGACUGGAGCCUCCACUUUAAGUGGGAACAGAUUCCUAUAGAGCAGAAGAUGUCCAGAACAGACCCAACUCAGUCUAUAAGAACUCCUGUCAUAGCAGGAGGCAUCUUUGUGAUUGACAAGUCCUGGUUUAACCACUUGGGAAAAUAUGAUACUCAAAUGGACAUCUGGGGAGGAGAAAAUUUCGAGCUCUCUUUCCGAGUGUGGAUGUGUGGUGGCAGCUUGGAGAUCGUUCCCUGCAGUCGAGUGGGACACGUGUUCAGGAAGCGCCAUCCCUAUGACUUUCCUGAGGGCAACGCACUGACUUACAUCAAGAACACCAAGCGCACAGCAGAGGUGUGGAUGGAUGAAUACAAGCAGUACUACUACGAGGCCCGGCCAUCAGCUAUUGGCAAGUCCUUUGGAAGUGUUGCAGACCGAGUGGAGCUGAGACACAAACUGAACUGUAAAUCCUUCCAGUGGUAUCUGGAGAAUGUCUACCCCGAGCUCAAGAUUCCUGAAAAAGAGUUGGUUCCAGGAAUAAUUAGACAAGGAAGAAACUGUCUGGAGUCUCAGGCACAGGAUACCACGGGGAAUGUGUUGGCUGGCAUGGGAAACUGUAAAGGGACGGUGAACAAUCCACCUGUCACUCAGGAGUGGAUAUUCAGUGACCCUCUAAUUAGACAGCAGGACAAGUGUCUUUCCAUUACCUCCUUCUCUACUGGUUCUCAAAUCACACUGGAAGCUUGCAAUCAAAAAGACGGCAGACAGAAGUGGAAGAUGAAAGGCAGUUUCAUUCAACACUUUGUCAGUGGUCUCUGCCUGGAAAACCAGACUGGAAGAGUGGUGACCAAUCCCUGUCAAGCAGGUGUACCUGGCCAACAGUGGGAGCUGCUACAAGCAACAUGAUGGUAGCACGGAGAUCUCCUUGUUUCUUUGUGCAUGAGACUUUGGGAACAGAGGGGGAUCAGGAAAGGAGGAAUGGUUUUGUAUGUCUGACCCUAAAUGUUUUCAUUGUGCCCAUCAGUAAGCCACCACUUCAGCUGAGCACUUGAUGUUUUUGAGCUUUUCAGAGAAGAAGCUGGGGGUGAGAGGGAUCAGGACUGAUGUAAAAAUCUUCCCAUCUACUGUCUUAAGUCCUCCUUUGUAGCUGAUGCCUGUGCACAGCUGCACCUAGAGAUGGAGGAGGACUCAGCCCAAUACUUGCAGCUCUCCCAAUCCUUUCCUUUCUCUACAUCCAGAGUACACAACCUUCAGUCCAGCAGCUUAGGCUGUGCUUGUACAAACAUUGAUAGCUCCUUGGCUUCCCUGGCUUUUUGCUCUAACAUUGUGCAUUGUUUAUGCAUACGUCUGUCAGCAAGGACUGGCCAGAAGAGUCAUCGUGAUCAGUGGAGAGGCUGGGAAAGAGCUAGCUGGUCCUGGGGGCAGGUUUGUCACCUCUUCUUUGUGGGCCCAUUCCUUCUGCCCACAAUAGCUGCCCUACAGCCUAAUGUGCUGAGGUUGGGCAGUGCUAACAAGAGAGAUUGAAAAGGGACUAUCUGUUUUACCAGCAUAACCAGGGAUUGUUUCAGGAACUAUUCCCAGUUGAAGUCUUCUUUCCAGCUUUUUCAUGUGUGGAAGGCCAGCCCUGCCCCCAAGAGUGGCCCAAGCUUGCAGGUUCAGGGUACCAUGUUCUGGUGAAGCCAGCCACACACAGAGGUGCUGCACUUGGCUCAGGCCUGUGAUAGGGGUCCACCCAGAUCCCCACUGUGAGAGACAGAAGGGGACAGCCCCUGGGUCAGACUUCUUGUUGCUGGUUGGGCAGGGCCACAGUUCUCAUGCUUGUCUCUCCAACUCUUCAUAGCCCCUGUGACCAGAGCCUGGCAUGACAAACCACCCAUUCCUUCUGUCUAGUUGUUUUUCCCUCUCUCUGAAAAAGACAAGGAAAAAAGGCUGGGGCUGCUCUACUAUUGCCAUCCCUCUCUCUUCCUGGUGAGCACCCUGGGGAGAGGUUAUAGCUGAUGGAACUGAAACUGUCCCCUGCACAAAUGCUGCCACAGGGCAGGCCUGCCCUGAGAGAGGCUCCUUUGUGUUCUGGAAAUACCAAAGACACUGGUAGGCUCUAGCUAGCAUCCCAAUCCUGCUCCCAGUUACCAGUCAGCUCUAGCCACGUGUGGGUUUGAAACCUGGCAAGGGCUACUAACUCGUCCAAAUAAAGUCCCUACAACCUUGCCUUCUGCUAACUAGAGCUGUUAAAUUUUCCUCUUGAGGUAGAUUCUGUAAACCAACCCUCCUUUCCAAGAACCUGACAGGGGAACCAGAUGGUGGGACCAUUUCAUUAGGCAAUUGCUUGCCUGGAUCCUUUCUAAUCUGGUGUAGAAGAAACAGGUUGUUCAUUUGGAUUCUGAACAGCUGUUUGCUUUUGAUCAUGUUUGUAUCUCUUUUCUAAUUCUUUCUCUUAGCUUGGUAUUAGCCCAAACAGUUGACAAAAGAACAGAUAAUGUUCUUCAUACAUUGCAUGUGCUUAGUGUGAAAACUGCAGAAUGUUUUUUGGUUUUGGUUUAAAAAAAAUAAAUCCAUCAUGUGGCAGGAGCUCUUAUCCUGUCUCCCUGUUCACUUUGAUAUCAGAUCCCUGUCUCAGCACUGAUUAGCCAGAAGAAUGACCUGCCUGCACUGUGAAGACUCACAAGGGAGUUCUUUUUGAUCCUUACAGAAUGAUGCAGCUACUCUUCUGUGUGGAAAUGAGGGCACUGACUCUGCAGUGAUUUCUCUUUCCCUGUACAGAGAUGCUUUGGGCCAGAACCACUGAGGUCAGGAGAGGGCAGAGAAGGAAGGAAAAUAGCCUAGGAACAGAAUGAGAGCAGGCCAGACAGAUCCAUUGAGGGGAGAGAUGCCAUCCUAUUAGCUACUGCAUUUUUAAACAAGAAUACACAGGACAUGGUCCUUUCAGAAUAGCAUCUUUAUGCAGUAGGAGACAGGAACAAUCAAGUUCUUACCUGCCUGGCUUGAAAAAUAUUGAUGCAAAAACAGAUGAAGGGCCACUGAGCAGACUGUUUGUAACUCUGUAUACAACAAAGUAUGAAAGGAUUACAUAUUUUCAUCAAAACACAGGCUAAGUGGACCAUCUGACCUCCCCCAGUUUCACUCUCCAGCACUUACGUGUCGCAGCUAACAGCAUGUUCACUCCUCUACCAGGUACUGCCUCCUCCCUCCCUGCUCCCACUGUGUGUGUGCAGCUUUCUUGCAGUCCCUCCUCAUAACCACUCUGGGACCAGGACCCAGCUCCUCUACAAACAAUGCUCCUGACUGCUGCAGACCACAGAAGCUCUGCUUCUUUGCAGUCUCCAAGCUCUGGGCCAGCCCUAACUCAAAGGGCUCUUGUCAGCACGAUGACUGCUGCCCUUGACUGUGUGUUUGGCUCCCAUGCUGGAGGUUGCUGACUGCUCCUGGAGCAGACAUACCUGGACUAGCUGUGUUGAUUUGUUCCUCUCUUCCUGCUGCUCUCCUGGCAGGGUGUGAGCUGGCAUCCUCUUGGGCUGUAAGCUGGGGCUGCAGAAGAUGGGACACUCUCCUUCUUCAGGUACCCUGGCCUAGGGAGGAAAGGGCAAAAUGGACAGAUGCCAGAUGUCGGUAACUCAAAUUGCUUGUCAAGUUUGGAGUUUCAUUUUUUAAUUCUACCUGGUUUCGUACAUGUUCACCUGAGGUCACCUCCUAACUGGUCACUCUUUUUCUGUCAGCUAAAGCAUUGCUUUAGCUCAACAUCGACCUCCCCACACAUCAUCCUUUGGAAGCUGUUGGUUUCCAAUGUAUUUUAGCAGUUGCUGAAAAGGGGGUACGUUACAAAAGGCUGCUGUCAAGUGUGGGCAAACUGAACUUCUUCUUGGAACAAACAAAAUCUUGUUCAAACUCAUUAGCAUACUCUACAUUUCCUUUGCACUGAAGGGAAGGAAGAACAGUGUUAUCUCUACUUUUUCCCCCAAAGUCCACGCAGUGCCAUGUUUUGUAACAGGUGUCUAUUAGGAUUUCUUUAAACAAACUGACUAUUUUUAAGUCAGAAACAGCAGCUGCUCACCGUUGUUUUCCUGUUUACUUUAAACAGCCCCCUAGACUGUCAGUAGAGAGCAUUUGCAUUGGUAAUAUCCUGAAAGAAAGCUGUUACUGUAUCAGAGCAUCCAAUGUAAUUUCCUGUGCUGUGAACCAAUGGGGGUUUAUUUAAGAGGAGCUGAAUCUACUGUUGUACAGAAAUCAGUUUCAAAAGGUUUAUUUUUUCCCACUCACUUGUAAGUUGCCCUUUGCCAGAUGUAAUUUAUGUGGAACCCAGAUUAGUUUUCCUUUUUCUUAAAAAAAAAGCAUGUGCCAGAAUCUGUUUAAUGCCUGGAAUAAAAUCCAUUUGGAAAUAA